Messenger RNA from Amoebophrya sp. A120, 6896 nucleotides. The record is from the annotation of a GenBank genome assembly. Lineage: Eukaryota; Dinophyceae; Syndiniales; Amoebophryaceae.
CGAAUGGGGACGAACAGGGUAGUUGUGCGCAGUUUUUUUCUUUUGUAAUCUAGGAAACACUUUUUCAAACCAGAAAUCAAAUCCGACGUGUCGCGUUGUACCGCCCAACUUCGUCAGCACAACACUGCCAUCAUCUACUUUCGAAUCUUCAGAGAGUCCCUGCUGACACAGAAACAAGAUGACGAAGUUUAUCAUGUGUAAAAAUUCCGCUAUCCUCUCGUGCGCAGCUCUCCUGGCCGCUGCUUUCCAGGUGGAGCAACAAGUAAGUCCUGUCGUAGGCCUCGGCACAGUGAAGCAGCAAUCCCUUCUCCGCCGCCGCGGGAACAGCAGGAGAACGAAAAAGGAGGUAGAAAACAAGCAUGUAGAUGCUGCAAGAACUUUAUCUUCCGAAGAGGGAGCGAGGGCGGAUGGUACAGAAGGAACAUCACUUUCAUUCCCCCGGGCGAGCAACUUGUUGCAGAAGAAAGCGACUGUGUCGGCGCAGCACAACGCUGGGCUGCUGACCAAAGGGCCGCUCACAUUGGUCCGAGACGAGGAAGAGGACCUUGGUGUUUCUCAUGCUGUCCAACACGCACAAGAGGUGGACGGUGCAGCAGAUCGAAAGGUGGGCACGGGCACGGCGGAGAAAUUGAAUUGGGAGGACAAAGACACCGAUCUGAAAGCGGUUGUUCGCAACACCACCGAUGUUCAUGACGGAGAUCUCGUGUCCUCCUUUUCGUCUACAACGAUGGAGACCUCCGCGAAACUACAGGAGAAGAAAAGCCAGAUGUUGACCACGACGACGGCGAGAAAAAACCAACUCGGCUUCCACAUGUACUCCCAGCGGUUUCAAAAUCGCAUGCGACUCUCCUUUUCCCUCAACCUGUUCGAAAACGGGAUUGAGGGGGUGGCGGAGAGGAUGGGGAACGUGGCGCGGAUGUUCACUGACCCAGGGGAAGCGAUCAACGAGAUGAAAGAGUACGUCUUUCAACAACUGGAGAAAGUGGCGAAGCAGGUGUCUGAAAUGGGGUUUUCCAACCUGAUUUGGAAGUUGGUCGAGUUGGUCAUUUAUCCUGUGCAAAAGUAUCGUACUCGUAUUGCAAUCGUGCAUUACAAUUUUUUUUCUCAACGUAAAUCCGCAUUACAAAUUUCAUUUCUCAUGCUGAGCUAAUUUGUAAUGCAUUUAUACGAAUACGAUACUUUUGCAAUGCAUAUCAUUGGCGGCGAUAAAGUCGACAUGCUGAAGCCGUUUCUAGUGCAGUGUGCGGAUAAAUUUCGCACUCUGUUGAGUCAGAUCAUGGGCAGUACCACGUCGCAGGCGCUGGAUGGGUUGAUGGCAGGUGGAACUAGUACAUCUGGAACAAGUACUACGGAAGACGAGGAAAUGGAAAAUGAAGACGGCAGCAGUAGUACAAGCUCUAGCAGUUCCUCUUUUGCACAAAAAAGUAGAAAGACGACCACGAGCAGCAAAAUGCGUUUUUUCAAGGCGAAAUUGUUAUCUUCCGGAAACAACGCCAACGACAAAAUUAUGCAGAACAAGGUCGCCCCUUCGGAGGUUUCCGGCGCGUUUUCGUCGCUUUUCAAGAUGGAGCUGUUCACGGCGGAUGGCUUCUUGAAAGCGUUCAAGGAUCUGGUAAGUCACGUGAAGGAAAUGAUCAAAAGCCAGUUCAUGCCGGACGUUUUUACCGCGUCCCUCACAACCUAUGAGAGUGCACAACUCCACCCCCUCCCGCUCAUUCGCAUUGCAUGAACGGCAAUACAAACACCAGCACACGUGGAGCCUGCGCAUGACAAAUUCAUGCGCCUAGUCGUGUAGCACUGUUUGGACUUCCUGAAUCUGUCAUGCAAACAAGGCCGCAGGGAAGCCCUUGGAUUUGGGCUUUUGCAUGACAAAUGAGGGGGAGGGGGAGUUGUGCACUUUCAUAUCACCUUCCUGCAUUCCAUCGGCGAAAUGGUCACGGAGUUUAUCACCGAGAACAUGGGAAAGUAUGCAAUGCAAAAGCAUCGUACUCGUAGUAAUUGCAAACAUGCAUUACAGAUCUUGUUCCCAAGCUAGAUCCGCAUUACAAAUUUUAUUUCUCAUGCUGAGGAAAUUUGUAAUGCAAUUUAUACGAAUACGAUACUUUUGCAAUGCAUAGAAAGCCCUUUGACACCAUUGUCGCUGCGGGGAAGAAGUUACAGUCGGACUUCAACAAUUUCGUCGGGGGCUUACAAGACGGACUCGACCAGGUGGGGGAGCAGUUCGAGGACUUCGCGGACAACGUCGGCAAUGCCGCAAAGGACGUCGGCAACCGCAUGACAGACGCAGCGAACGAUGUGAAGAGUGGCUUCAAAGACGCGGCCAGUGCCAUGAAAGACAGCAUGCAGGAGGGCUGGGAUUAUGCAUUGCAAAUAUGUCUGGGUCUGGGAGAUUGCGAGAUUUGUCAUGCUAGUGUAAGUAGCAUGACUCUGAACUUUGUAUUGCGCGGCCGCGAAGAGCUCUUCUUGCCUGUCAUGCAAGAACGCAGUUGGUCAUUCGGAGUACGCAACUCAGAACCACGGAAUAAAAACUUGUCAUGCUCGGCAGCGCAUUAGAGUGUGCUCACUAUUUCCUUUCUUGCAUCACAAGUUUAUUCCAGACCCAGACAUACUUGCAAUGCAUAGGGAUCGCCUCUCCUGGUCCCGACGACGUGGCAGAUCCAGUAGUUUUCUGCUACGAGGGAUGAAAAGUUUUGCUCCUUUCGAUACGGUUGUUCUGGACCACCACCCUGAAACCGUGAUGUCUGGCGCUUCUUCUCCCCUCGAAGAUGGCGACGACGACGACGACGACCAAGGAGUUUCGUUUUUCGAGCGAAAAGUGAAACAUUUCGAGGCGAAAUACUUGGCCGCGGUGAAGAACGGCACUACGUCAGUUCUCGCUGGUGCUGCCCCUGCGACGUUACAAACGGCGACCCCCGUUACCGUCCUCGCACGAUAACGAGACCAGGACGAAGCCAAAACGAAGCCAAUCGGGCAGCUUUUACAAGGGCCCACCUCUGGCAACGCAAAACGCCGGCAAGUUUUCCCAUAGUGGUCGGCCGAGACAUUUACAGGGCCCCCAGCCUCUGGCGUUUCUGCUGCAAGUAAGCGGGGGCGCCAUUUGCGUUGUUCGCUCUGUGGGCUCGGGCGCAUCGCCUUAAGCAUAGGGAGAAGCUAGCCGGCGACGCAGCGUGCCGCCGGGCUCAAUUUUUGAGCCGCAUGGCACUACAGCAAACGCAAAAGGCCCUGGCUGUCGGCGUCGCAGCGCUUUGCGCUUCCCACAUGCCCAGGGGGCGCCGCUUUCGUCUUGCCUGCCUGUGGCUACUAUGCGAAGCCCCAGCGCCCCGCGCAGUGCCUGCUAUAUUCAAAUCGUUACGGCCGCACUUUGGCCCAGUAGAUAUUUGCACGCGUCCACCCCUUGCCGGCAUCGCCGGAAAACCGAAGCCAAAACGAGGCCAAAACGAAGCCAAAGGGCAAAAAAGCCGAGGCCAAAACGAAGCCAGAUCGAGGCCAAAACGAGGCCAAAACGAGGCCAGGCAACCGCGUUUCGUGUCUGGAAGGGGAACGCGAUAAGUUUUGGAUUUUUGUCGUCGCCCGGCUCGCGCUGCCGUGCCGCCGUGGAAGCGACACCAAAACGAGGCCCAGACGAGGCCAAAACGAGGCCCCGCGGCCUAAUUCUGGGCCUCAUCUUUCCGGCAAAAAGUUGCAAGGCUUGGCCGCAUUUUUUUCGGACGGCUUUGGCUUCGUUUUGGCCUGGUUUUGGCUUCGUUUUGGCCUGCGCCCUUUCGGACCGUUCUGGGCCAUUAUCUGCAGCAGGGGCAUGGGCCCAACUUCCGCAGCAGGCGCGAGGACUUUCUUAUUUUGGACAGCGAGCGGCGUCUAGGUGGGGGCACCCGGUAGACGAGCUCUGGCGUGGUCAUUGACUAGCGCGGGUACUAUCUUUCUGGUCGCAAUCCGAUGCGGCUCAAAAUUUGGGCCGCGUGGCAUGCUGCCCGCGAAUCGAUAGCCCCGUGGCCCAUGCCCCAGUAUGGGCAUCAAUAUGAAGAAAAUAAUUUAGACUCCGCGGGGCGCGCUAGUCAUUCUGAGGCAGUUGCAGGGACCACGCGCCGGCGGCAUGGAGUAGAGCUACACAGCCCCCGGCCGCGACGUUGUCGGCGCCCGCGCGAAUGCCAAAAAGCGACAGGCCUGGCCUCGUUUUGGCUUCGUCCGGGUCUCGUUCUCGGGUCUCGGCGGUAAUGGGCGCGCCGUUUGUAACGACGAUCAGCAACGAGGCUCGGUUUCACAAAACUCUGCAGCAAAUUUGGAAAAACGCUAUGACAGUGCACAACUCCCCCUCCCCCUGAUUUGUCAUGCAAAAUACCAAAUUGACCCCUUGCCCUGUGGCACUGCUUGCAUGACAGAUUUCCGAAGCCGAAACAGCACCACAAUCAGUCGCAAAUUUGUCAUGCAAAAGCUGCAUCUGUGCCAGGCCCAGGACUUGUGUUGCUGCGGAUACCAUCCAAAUGAGAGGGAGGGGGGGUUGUGGACUUCUUUCAUAAACGCCCAAGACCGCCACGAAGCGUUCCUCCAAGCCGAUCCUCUGGAGGAAUUGGUGGAAGUGGAAAUUUAUGCUGUGCAAAAGUAUCGUACAUGUAGUAAUGGCAGUCUUGCAUUACAAAUCUGAUUCCCGAGGUAAAUCAGCAUCAGAAAUUCCAUUUCUCAUGCUGAGGACAUUUCUCAUGCGAUUUCUACUAGUACACUGCGAUUACUUUUGCAAUGCAUAAAAUUACGGACAGACAUUCGAAUUCGACAACCACCAGCAAAAGAAAACAGAUCAUGACCCGUGGCAGCUUUCUGCAAUUGGAGCAGAAGGAUUUUAUGGAUCAAAUCAUGCAAUUCGUCCUGAAGUUUGCGAGCUACGUGCUGGGGAAAAACAUUACCAGCUUUUCGGACAUCUUGGCCAGUCUGGUGGAUGUGAAGGCCAUCAUCCACAACAUCCAGAAGGCCGUCCUGUCGCUUAUAACCUGCUCAGGUGUAGUCACAAUCUCAAAGGUUACAAUAAGGUCGGGGAUUUGCCUUGCAUGAAGAGCAUGAGGAACUUACAGAGUCUUGCGCUUUCCGCAAUACAAAGUUCGCCAGAUUCAUCUAGUGGGGUGUCGUGGCACUCCAGAACUUGUCAUGCGCAAUCCUGUGCGAGUUGGCUAGAAGGUCGUGCACUUCUUGCAUCACAGACUCUAUGGUAAUAGUUGAGAUUGUUGUACCGUCUGAGCGCCGGGUCAUAUCGCUGCUCGGGAACCUCGGCGAGAAGUUCAUCAAACCUUUGAUCAGCGUGUUUUCCCGGACCUUUUUCCAGGUGAUCUACGACCCAUUAGUUAUCAAAGGGAAAAAUCCCCCCGCCCCAUAUCAAAUGGAAGUUUCUGAUGCUGGAUUUGCGUACACAAAUCAGCUCUGUCUUGCAGAAAGUGCCUGGCGGCAUUGUGUAAGCCUGUUUGGGUGUGCAGAAGGCUAGCAGUUAGGCAUGACAAACAGGUGUUCAGUACUGGAAAGCGCAUGACAGAUUGGUUGUGGAAUGCGUCACUUGGCUCCCAUUACCCGAUAGGCAAGACAGAGUGACCACAAAUCAGCAUCACAAUUUUCCCUUUCGAUAUGGGGAGGGGGAAUUUUUCCUCGCGAUAUUAGUGUCUACCUCUUCCCAGUUUCUCGGUGACACCAUUUCCGGCUUGAUCGGCGCGGGGUCGCCCGUGUCUUUCGUCGGAGGCAUGAUCGGCCCGACCAUCCAAAUGACACUUCUCCAAGUCGGAACCACCUUACAAGGCAUCGUGCUUCCCUUGUUCAAAAAAGCGCUCGAGGCGAUUCUCCCGUAUGCAUUGCAAAUAUGUCUGGGUCUGGAAGAAUGCAAGUUUGUCAUGCUUGUCUGGGAUGACUCUCAAAUCUGUCAUGCACGUUUUUACCCAAGAGCCCCAUUGUUCUGUCAUGCAGAAACGCAAUUUGUCAUGCAGAAUAGGCAACACCUAGAAGCGUGGAAACUUGUCAUGCUGAGCCAGCACUUGUGGCCUCCUCCUGAUACGCCACUCAGCAUCACAAGUUUUCAGACCCGGACAUUUUUGCAUUUGAUAUCCCAUCGGCACUGACGAAAUUGUUCAAAGGGGUCACCUAUGAACUGCAAAAGUAUCGUACUCGUACAAAUGCAUUAGAGCGGGGUAACAAAAUUACUGAAAAAAGAGGUCCUCGGGGGACCUCUUGUCCCCCCGGCUGGGCGGACAAGAGGUCCCCCCGUUUUGCUGCCGGAGCGUCCGCCACGCAGAGUUCCCCCCCCCUCGUGUCGCCGCGUCGGAUAUUUCGGGCGUAACGGGAGGGGACCUCUUGCCCCCCCCCGUUUCGCAGAGAAAUCGGCUAUGUAUUUGGUAUACAGGACAAGAGGUCCCCAGCGUUUGACCCGAAAUAGCCGGCGCGGCGACACGGGGGCGAACUCUGCGAGCCGGCCGUGGCUCUGGCAACAGAAGGGGGGGACCUCUUGUCCGCCCGGCCGGGGGGACAAGAGGUCCCCCGAAGACCUCUUUUUUUAUUUUGUUACCCCGCUCUUACAAAUUUCCUCAGCAUGAGAAAUAAGGUUUGUAAUGCUGAUUUGCAUUAACAAGAAUGCAUGACUGCAAUACGAGAACGAGUGCGAUACUUUUGCACAGGAUAUCACCGAAUCCAUCGCGGAUGGGAACACGGAGGACGUGUUGAAGGGCGUUCUUGAGGUGGGGAGCAAUGGGGACGCGGAGGUUGUGGCAGAGGAGGACGGCGAUGAAGAUAGUACUUCUUCGACCAGUAGGAGUAGUUUCGCUCAGAAAAACAAAAAAGCACUUGCAACUUCUUCGAUGAAGAAAACCUCGUCAACCAAAGCGUCCAGCAGAAAGACAAAGAAAACAGCUAAGAACAAACAAACAACGAGGAUG